Messenger RNA from Tetrahymena thermophila SB210, 528 nucleotides. Its product is annotated as kinase binding protein. Gene Ontology annotation, biological process: telomere maintenance via recombination; tRNA threonylcarbamoyladenosine modification. The record is from RefSeq and is a predicted model, not a curated record. Gene Ontology annotation, cellular component: EKC/KEOPS complex; cytosol; nucleus. Lineage: Eukaryota; Ciliophora; Oligohymenophorea; Hymenostomatida; Tetrahymenidae. The transcript has 5 exons.
AUGCAAAUCUAAUCAACUCCCUACUCUUAUACUUUUGAUAAUUUACAGUAGCCAGUCACUGUCCAAGUAUAUCUAUAUGAAAAAAUUAGUAAUCCAUUAUAAGUUAUAGAGCUAUUAAAUAGCAAGAAUGCUAACUUCACAUUCCUUAACGCUAAAUUGAUCGUAUCACUAAAGGAAAUCCUUAUUGGAUUGAAUAGAAUUUAUACUCAACAAGAAAAUUUGACAAGUAAAUCUUUAAUAUUUUAUCUUUCUCCAGAAAGUUCAAAAGCACCAGAAAUAGAACUAUUCAAGGUAUUUGAUUUCAAUCAACCAAGCAUCUUAGUUUUGUAAUAAUUGGAGGGCUGCAACAUUUUUGAUGAGCUAGAUGCAAACAUAAAAGGAAAUGAGUUGCCUAUAAGCCAAAUAGGAUCUUUUAUAGAUCUAGAAUAGAUAAAAAGAUUAUAUGGUAUUACUGAGUAAGAAGCUGAUUUAGAAACUGAUAUAAGAGGAAGUAUAUAUAAUAUUAUUUCAAUGAAAAAAGUAAAAUGA